Molecule: messenger RNA, 1102 nt
Organism: Schistocerca piceifrons (Central American locust)
Lineage: Eukaryota; Metazoa; Arthropoda; Insecta; Orthoptera; Acrididae
Product: guanine nucleotide-binding protein subunit beta-like protein
Exons: 7
Coding region: 91-1044 (317 amino acids)
Biological process (GO): rescue of stalled cytosolic ribosome; positive regulation of protein phosphorylation
Cellular component (GO): nucleus; cytosol
Molecular function (GO): protein kinase C binding; ribosome binding; translation regulator activity
Source: RefSeq, a predicted model, not a curated record
CUGUCUUUUCCUACUUGGCGCGGUGGAGUGAGGAAGUGUUGGACACGCCGCGCGAAUCCGUGGGCAUCAGUAGAAGAAAAGCCGCUGAAAAUGUCGGAAACACUGCAACUGCGAGGGACUCUUCGGGGCCACAAUGGAUGGGUUACACAGAUAGCAACCAAUCCUAAAUAUCCAGAAAUGAUUUUAUCUUGCUCAAGAGACAAGACCCUUAUUGUUUGGAAGCUAACAAGGGAUGACACAAGUUACGGUGUCCCUCAGAAGCGGCUCUAUGGCCACUCGCAUUUUGUGAGCGAUGUGGUACUGUCUUCUGAUGGUAAUUAUGCCCUGUCUGGAUCAUGGGAUAAGACGUUGCGCCUCUGGGAUCUUGCAGCUGGGAAGACAACACGGCGCUUUGAGGAUCACACGAAGGAUGUACUGAGUGUUGCUUUCUCUGUGGAUAACAGGCAAAUUGUGUCUGGAAGCCGGGACAAGACAAUAAAGUUGUGGAAUACCCUUGCUGAAUGCAAAUACACCAUACAGGAGGACUGCCAUAGUGACUGGGUGUCGUGUGUAAGAUUUUCGCCCAAUCAUUCAAAUCCCAUCAUUGUGUCAGCGGGAUGGGAUCGUAUGGUUAAGGUGUGGAAUCUAACAAAUUGUCGCCUGAAGAUCAACCACAAUGGACAUACGGGAUAUCUGAACACAGUUACUGUUUCUCCUGAUGGCUCACUUUGUGCUUCUGGAGGAAAGGAUUGCAAGGCUAUGCUGUGGGAUCUCAAUGACGGAAAGCAUCUGCACACUUUGGAUCACAAUGAUAUAAUAACAGCACUGUGCUUCUCGCCAAAUAGAUAUUGGCUGUGUGCUGCCUUUGGACCAUCUAUUAAGAUUUGGGACUUGGAGAGCAAGGACAUGGUUGAAGAACUCAGGCCAGAAGUAGUCUCUGUGACUGCAAAAGCAGAACCUCCACAGUGCCUGUCAUUGGCAUGGUCUACAGAUGGGCAGACACUGUUUGCUGGCUAUUCAGACAACCUGAUUCGUGUGUGGCAGGUGUCUGUGUCUGCACGAUAAGACUUCACCCUGAGCAGGGUGCUUUUAUUUUGGGAAAAUAAAACUUUUAACUUUUUAA